UACCAGGACUCUGAGAAGCCUGAGGAGUUAGGACCUGGAAAUGUACAGAAAGAUGUCUCAUCUUCCUUUGACCGAGUUAUCAAGGAGGAAUUGCAGUGUCAGUUCUUUAGAUUUCAGAAGUAUGUGUUGAUUGUUUCUAGACAACACGAGAGAUGAUGGCUCGUUCUGCUGCCACCCUCGUCACGCAUCCCUUCCAAGUGAUCGCUUUGAGAUCGAUGGUACAAUUCAUUGGCAGAGAAACCAAAUAUUGUGGACUUUGUGAUUCCAUAGUAACCAUCUAUCGAGAAGAGGGCAUCCUAGGAUUUUUUGCGGGUCUUAUUCCUCGCCUCCUAGGGGACAUCAUUUCCUUGUGGCUCUGUAAUUCACUGGCCUACCUCGUCAAUACCUAUGCACUGGACAGUGGGGUUUCUACAAUGAGCGAAAUGAAGAGUUAUUCCCAAGCUGUCACAGGAUUUUUUGCCAGUAUGUUGACUUAUCCUUUUGUGCUUGUGUCCAAUCUUAUGGCCGUCAACAACUGUGGCCUUGCUGGUGGAUCCCCUCCUUACUCCCCAGUAUAUACUUCUUGGGUAGACUGUUGGUGCGUACUACAGAAAGAGGGAAAUAUGAGCCGAGGAAAUAGCUUGUUUUUCCGGAAGGUCCCCUUUGGGAAGACUUAUUGUUGUGACCUGAGAAUGUUAAUUUGAAGAUGUGGGGCAGGGACAGUGACAUUUCUAUAGUCCCAGAUGCACAGAAUUAUGGGAGAGAAUGUUGAUUUCUAUACAGUGUGGCGUGCUUUUUUUAAUAAUCAUUUAAUCUUGGGAAAAUGGAGGUGUUUGGUGUCUGCCUUUUUUGUUCUUUUUCCCACGCACAGAAUUUGCCACUGAGAUUCCCCCCUGUAGUUAUUCUGAAGUGUGACCUUUUUGCUUCAGACUCUUAUUUCACUUGAACAGAAAAAAAAAGUUUCAUUUCUCUAAGCAGUACAGGCCAGGCUGGCAUGUGAUUUUAGUCUCGAUUUAAGAUUUUGUAAAAUGAAGAGUAGAAUCCCAAGAAGAAAUAGAAAUAAUUCUGUAAAACCUAAGAAAAUCAGUAAGGCCAGCGACAUAAGAGGUUAUGAAUUACCUUCUCGUGGGCAGACCCUAGAAAGAGUCGACAGCUUCCACAGAGUCUGCGUCCCAUUAGAUGUUCCCGUUUGAUUACCUGUCUCUCAUACUUUAAGAAAGGACAAUGACAGAGAAUGUGCAAGAUUUAGAAAGAAAAGUGUAAUGAUUUUUUUUUCAAAAGAAAUUCUUGUUUUCACGUAAAAUAAGAAAAGCAAGUGCUGCAGUACUACCCCUCUUCUCUUAAGAGCUGUGUCUUUGCCAGUCCCUGAAUUAACACCAUUACACAGUUCUAAUUGUGUAUAAUUUUUUUCUUUAGCUUUUUAUUUUUGUUUUCUUUUUGUUGUUGUUGCAGAAGGCGAGUAGUUUGUUUUUCAUCCUAAUGACACCCUUGGAAAGUUUUUGUUAAGCUCCUAUCUGGUAAUGCAGACUGACGUCCACAGGGUCAUUAGGCUAUGGACCACCUCGCAUGUCAUACCCUGAACAUGUUAGCAGGCCUUUACGGGAGGAAGAAAUCACUGUAGGAGGAAAUAAAAUUCACCUCAUGCAUAAAGCUGUUAUUUACUCAGGCCUUUUUAAAAGGAGGUUCAAAUCCUGUAAAAUGAGAAAAGGUGGUUUUACUUAUUUAAAUAAUCCCCUGGGACAUUGACAAAUGAGUAAGUGCUUAAUUUGCUGCUUGUCAGACUUCUCAGAGCAGCAGCACCCAUAAUAUUGGGGGAGUGAGCAUGCAGGGGUCUCUUCCCUCCCCCUGGGUUCAGGAAUGCAGCCUGAAGCUCCAGUAGCUCAGCUUGAAAUGUCUUUGAUGUCUCUUACUUUGUCUCACAAAGUAAAUUUUAUAUACUAUUCAAUAUUAUCUGCAUUUGUUUUAAUAUAAAAAUGUUUUGCAUUACCAACUUUUUUUCCCAAAAAAAUCUUCAAGUAAAGAUGAUCUAGGAAAAUGUGCCA
This is a messenger RNA of Trichechus manatus latirostris (Florida manatee), 2021 nucleotides long. RefSeq names its product mitochondrial carrier 2 (gene MTCH2). Gene Ontology annotation, cellular component: membrane; mitochondrion. The record is from RefSeq and is a predicted model, not a curated record. The transcript is spliced from 10 exons. Lineage: Eukaryota; Metazoa; Chordata; Mammalia; Sirenia; Trichechidae. The coding region runs from base 153 to 683 and encodes 176 amino acids. Gene Ontology annotation, biological process: positive regulation of apoptotic process.